Molecule: messenger RNA, 723 nt
Organism: Ctenocephalides felis (cat flea)
Lineage: Eukaryota; Metazoa; Arthropoda; Insecta; Siphonaptera; Pulicidae
Product: homeobox even-skipped homolog protein 1-like
Exons: 2
Coding region: 1-723 (240 amino acids)
Biological process (GO): regulation of transcription by RNA polymerase II
Cellular component (GO): nucleus
Molecular function (GO): DNA-binding transcription factor activity, RNA polymerase II-specific; RNA polymerase II cis-regulatory region sequence-specific DNA binding
Source: RefSeq, a predicted model, not a curated record
AUGCAAGGAUUCAGGAGUUACAAUCCAGCGGAUGAUCGCGACGGUCUCGUUUUGGAUCUGAUCCAACAACAGCAACAAUAUGCAAGGGCAGCUGUAGCUGCAAACAGUUCACCACCGCCUUCACAGCAACCGGGGUCGCGGUGUAAUAAUAAUAUGCUCCAGCGCGCGCCCGCCUCGCCUGUCUUGAGUGUUUCUAACGGCGGCGAAUGCUCAUCGCCCACAGCCGAUAUGGGACAACAUCAACAACAAAUGACUUCUGCCCAUCAGCAACAACAACAGCAGGCGCCUUUGGAUCCGUCGGUCAGGAGAUAUCGCACUGCCUUCACAAGAGAUCAACUUGCAAGACUUGAGAAAGAGUUUUAUAAAGAAAAUUAUGUAUCCAGACCGCGAAGAUGCGAACUUGCGGCGCAGCUAAAUUUACCGGAAUCUACCGUUAAGGUAUGGUUCCAGAAUCGUCGUAUGAAAGAUAAACGACAACGUAUAGCGGUAGCGUGGCCAUACGCCGCGGUUUACUCGGAUCCGGCGUUUGCCGCGAGUAUUUUGCAAGCUGCCGCUUCUUCUGUUGCGAUGCCAUACGGUUAUGCGGGACAUCACGCGACGGGACUGCCGCCUUACAUUCCACCGCCGGCUUGUUGCCGCACCAUUUGCCGCCAGGAUACGGUUACCGCUAUCCCGUCUAUCAGCAACGAACGGUGCCGACAGUUCCCGCCGUUCCUCAAGUAA